UGUGCCUUUGAGGAAAAGGGGAAAGCAAAGGACAGUACGCUUGAAUUUCUGUAGUGUACAUGAGUACAAGCUCAAAUCUGGUGCAAAUGGCUGAAAACCCUGAAGACCCCCUUGUAUUGUUGGAGAUCCUGGAGGUGUUAGGUGCAUGCCGUGGAAGCGUAACGUAUGCAGAUAUUUGUGUCUAUCUGAGUGGACACUUCAGCCUGCAGCCGCUUUUAGAUUUACGGAGUCUCUUAUACUCCACCGCCUGUAGAGACCCCUGUUUCCCUGCCACCCUUUUCCGAGAGCGACUUCACCCACCCUGCAGCAACCGGCUUUCGGCGGCCGCUGAUGUCGUCUCCCUGUUCAACCUGCUCAUGCACACCCGGAUGGCUCCUACAUACACUCAGAACCUUCAGUCUUUGACGCCCUGUCAGGUCUGUGGGAAGGGAUUUGUGCGUUACGACUGGCCGGCCGUCUUACCCGUCACAGGAGGAGGCACCGCCUCUGAGGACUGUAAAUAUGAGAACCUGCCUUGUGAAGCAUUCAGUCAUAACACAGAGGCUUCACAUGCUCAGAUCACCUCUGCGUUGGUCGCUCAUCCCCACUCACACAUGCACAACCGGGACAGCAUGCAGAAAUCACAUUCUGGGGAGAUUUCCAUUGACGUGGAUGAUCAGGAGACUGGCAAGCCACCGGCGACCAAUCAGGAAACCCGCGUCGCUCAUUCAAGCUCCCAGAAGAGGAGUGCCUUUAAAAAGGGGCUCCACAAAAUUCCACUCAUAUCCGUGGAAAGUGACGGCCAAUGGACCCAGGGCCAAAGCCCAGAUGGACCAAGAUCAGAUAGUGAGGACUUGAUAUACGCUUCCCAAAAGAACCCCUAUCCAGACGCCACAGCAUACUCAAACGACUACUACAACCCAGCAUCGCAUGCGCAAGACUAUUCGUACACUCAUUUGAAGGUACCUGAACUGGAUGCACACGUGGCCGACACUCAAUCCUACGAUGAUGCCGCAAACCCCUACGACCCUCAGACUCAGUGGCGUCAGGCGAAGCACGAGAGUUUGGACGAGCUCCAGACGUCCACCUACUUCGGCCCUUCGAUCUCCAGCCAAAAGCACCAAACCCCUGCUCUUCAAAUCAAAAGUCACAGCUUGGACAUCGACAGCAGGACGGCGGACGAAAGCCUUGAGCAGGAAACGACGAGGUUGCAGAAACCCAGAUCAGAGCGGUCUGUCUUAGAGAAGUCUGGAUUACGAAAGCCAGGAUCUGUUAAACUUAGCUUCGACGGAUCAAGCUUUGACGUUCCAGGUUUUGAUCCUCGCAUCGUCAAUUCGGUGCGGGAUACCUUCAAGCGGCUGAGCGGCAUGAGUUUAGACGCAUGGUACGAUUGGUCACCGAGCAUUGAUGGCAUGGUUAGCAUAGGCACCCAAACGGAGCCUGCAGAUCGGCGCGCUUUACGAAGCCUCAUGCUUGCCGAUAAACUCUCCAUCGACAACCCUGACAUUGGCGAGGAUGACAUCAGCGCCAUAUUCCGUUUCCUAGACGACAUUAGCAUGUGUGGCUCCAUGGCAGUGCUGCCAGGGGAAGGAGGCGGGGCCCAAGAAGGGGGCGGAGCCGGGCUUCCAGAGAGGCGUGAACGUUUGGGAAAGUUAAGGAGGUUGUUUCACUCCUUGGAGGCACCAGAGGAGGGCGUUAGAUGGGGCGUGGGGCGCCUGCUCCAACGAGUCACGGAGCUGGAGCAGCAGCUAGAGCCGAUCGCAGAGCUACGUGAGCAGCUGGGCCUCGUGCUCUCCACGCUGAACCGUCUGGAAGAGCGGGAGCAGGUUGCAUGCCCACACAUACAUCAAAUGCACAUACAGCCACAGCUCACACCAAGGCCUAGCCUGCAGCAACAGCAGGGCUCCCCGAGGACCAAUUUAGUGGCAGAGGGCGUCAACGAGGCAGCAGCGAAACGCAGACGGCUGUUUGUGCGCAGGACAUCCAGGAGCCACACAGAGAGCAGCGGAUCAGAAGCCCCCAGAGAGUGGAGCAUCAGCUUCAGCAAGGAGCCACACAUACAGUCUGUUAAGUCGGAUCAUUUAGGUGGAGUACAUAAAAGAGAGGGCUCUGUUGUGCAGGAAGUGAUGGGCUUUCACCUUAUGCCACCUGAGACCCACAAUGCACCACGCCGCACAUCUGUCCAUAGCAUUACCCAGCAUGUGACUGAACGCCCCAAAGUGACCUGGAGCCAAUCAGACUUAACACCGCUGGAUCUUCAGGCCCCUGAGUCUUCGGAGUUCUGGACGGAUGAAAUUUACACACCAGCUUCCGACACGCUCCUGCGGCGUUCGCAUUCGUACAUCCGUUGUAACAGGAACCAAGCGUACCGCAUCGCUGCCCUCAGCAUCACUGCCACCAUCAUCCUCAUCCUCAUCAUCGUCAUUCCAGUCAGCACCGUGUAAUGUACAUACAGUCACAUGACACGCCUGAGGCUACAUUGAAUGGUACAGUAUGUGUUUAUUAGAUAAGGUUAUCUAGAUUUUAAUGAACGCAUGAAUUCUUCAUAAACUUAAUUCAAGAAGCAUGGCAGACUGUCCCAGUGUAAAACCUAUGCAAAAUAGACUGCAUUUCCUGAAACCUGGGUCUUUUUGGAGUUUCCCUACCUUUAGUGUUGUUUGAAUUUAAGCAGGUUUUCAGUUAAACGCUUAUUCUGCACUUCAUGGCUCGCGGACGUUCCGGUAUGCCCUCUUUGUUGACGGACAUUGGGGAGUUCCCAUUAGUCUAAUGUAAUUCUGCUGAAACCUGAGACGGCAGCCACUUGCUCACACAGCGGCACAUGCUUUCCACAUUCUUGCAUUCCAUUUAAAUGUUUGGAAAAUCCAUUAUUAGUUGCAAAUUUACAUGCAACUGCCCUUUAGAUCUGCUAAAUGUCCCCGUACGUGUUUUCGUUUGAUCCAUAUUCUUUACUACUAACCUGAAUUUGUGGUGAACUCGAUCACUACCAAAAUAGUGCUCCAAAACAUAACAUCCUGCCUCACAAAAGCUUAAAAGAAAAGGAAAACAAGCCUCCAGAGAUCCAGAAUGGAUGCAUGAUGGUGGAUCAAUACCGGCACACAUUUUCAAUUUGCUGAACAAAAGCACACUAAAGUUUUAAUGGGCUGUGAUGGGACUGAGUGAGGGAGGGAGGGGAGAGGCCGAGAGGAAGGAGCGUUUGUCCUCUUUUAUUGAGCCUGGAGCUCACUGAGUCCUACUUCUGUCUGCUGCAGCUGAUUAAUGAGUGAUUUGCUCAGGUAAAAGGGUUUCCCAUUGGAACUGAUGGGAUUUUAUCAUGCAGUUUGAUCUGAGAUCGCUAUUGUAAUUCAUCUUGCGCUACACACUAGAGAGGGAAUGAUACCUCAAUCAAUCACUUUUCUAAAUGAUCAGAUUUGGUAUCACAGGCCAGUAAGCAAUCACCUACAAAAACAAGCAAAGUGCAGACAGCCGCUCAGACCAACUUAGCAAAUGCAUAAUAAGCCUUGACAAUGCUUUCAACAGCUGAAAACUGUAAUGUGAUGACAAUUGAAUGAGAUGUCCUAUUUUAAGGAGGCUAUGUGGGAAAAGUUUUGACUUUUGACAUGAUUUUGAUUGAUAUCUUUGUGUUCUUCUUGUAGAAAUAGUCUGCAUUUCUCUUCAGAAUCAUUCUUGUUUUUCAUUCCAUGACUGUAUGAACUUAUGCAUUUCUGGAUUGGGAUUUUUCCUUUUUCAGGGCACCUUUGUCUUUUCA
Carassius auratus (goldfish) is the source of this 3724-nucleotide messenger RNA. It is a transcript of the gene minar1l, whose product is annotated as membrane integral NOTCH2 associated receptor 1-like. The coding region runs from base 60 to 2423 and encodes 787 amino acids. The transcript is spliced from 3 exons. NCBI's taxonomy places the organism in Eukaryota, Metazoa, Chordata, Actinopteri, Cypriniformes, Cyprinidae. Gene Ontology annotation, biological process: negative regulation of cell population proliferation; negative regulation of TOR signaling. The record is from RefSeq and is a predicted model, not a curated record. Gene Ontology annotation, cellular component: plasma membrane.